AUAUAUAUUAGUUAGUAUAAUCGAAUGUCAACCUUUUUAUCACAACAUGCACCUUAUAACCUUUUAAAAUGUAAAUCUUUUACUCGCAAAUUUUAGGCUGUUUCCCUAAAUCGUUGAAGAACUUUGAUAGAAAAUUUGAGAUGACAGCCCAGGGUAACAAAGAUGACAUCAGAAGAUGAUACAUGGGCUCAAACUCUAAUUACGGUAACCCCUGAAGACGAUGCAACGCUAAGAGAAAUUUCGGAUACGGUUACCCUAUCUUCGCCAUCGGACACACCAUUGAUCCUUGAUCCCGAUAAAAUUGUAUACAGGCGCUCGCGUACCGACCGGCAAUUUAUAGAACCUCAAGAAUUCGAAGAAACGACAAAGGAAAUAAAAUUGGAAGAAGUGUUGCAGCAAGAUGAACUUGACCAACCGAAAUAUCAAGAUGCUGAAAAUCAAACGUAUUUACAGGGAAUUUCAAUUGUUGAAAUCCCUGUCGAGUACACAGACAAAUCUUCACAAACGAUGUACAUGGCUGCACCAUGCCCUCCUCUAAAAUAUUUUAAGGAUAUCUUGACCGCGAUGAACGAAGGUCCGCUUCCUGACAUGAAGAAAAGUAACGGAACCUCAACCAUUGUUACUUUUGAUCCCGAAACGUCCCAAGAUUUGGUCACCGAACAAUUGUCUGCGAACGUUCCGGAAGAGAAACUCGAAGAAUUUGCGUCUGAACUCGACACGGAUGACGCAGAAAUGGAAGUGAUCGACGUUUUGGACUUUGUAAUAACGCGCUUAUUUUGGAUAAUCGAUCCGAGUCAAAUACAAGUUGACACGGCUGAUAAAGAAACGCAAACAUCGUUAAGGUUUAAUAAUCAGACGCAAAUUCUUUACACGGAUAAUCAAAUGCAGACAGAUUUAACUUGCGAACCGAAGGAAUCGAACACGAUGCUAUUGUCGGAUUAUUGGCAAACGAAGGAUAUGAUUGUGAAUUUCUUGGAUGAUUGUUUGUCCAAAGGUCUAGAAACGGUUACGAUGACGAACGAAGUAAUUAAUGAAAUUAUCGACAAGUGUGUCGAGAGAAUCAGGUAUCCCAUGAAAGAAGAAAUUAUCCAGACUAUAGCCACGUAUAAAAUAGACGAAGAUAAAGAAAAUGUAUUGAGGAAACUGAAACAUGGUGUAGUCGUGGACCCCCUAGAAGCGUCGAUUAUUGUUCUACCACUUGUGACUGAUUUAUUGGAAGCAGUUUGCGAUACUGUAUCUAGGAAUGCUGCAGUGACUGUUAAAAAUGUUGUAAAACAGCUCCUUCAACGAACAGAUAAUAUAAUCGGGAAACUUAUAAAACUUGAAGCAGAAUUACAACCAAAGCCAAUGGAUGAAAUAUUACAAAAAAGAAAGCAGAAAAUCAUCGAAUCGAUGUUAAAGAAAGAGACCGAAACAAUUUCUACGCAAACAAGCCUAACUGGAGUUUUAGAGGUGAAGAGAAUCGAGGAAUCCAAAGAAAUAUUAUGUUCCGUAUGUAAAAGACAAUCGAAGUGUCGGUGGUGUAUAGCAGGCGACGAAACUGAAGAUAUCCCCCGCGAAGAAGUGAAAAUCCUUCGUACGCAGGAUAUAUUAUUAGCGUAUAAACCUUGUUACGUUAUUACGACAGCUUCUAAGAAAACAUCAGAUCUACAACCCGUUUGUCAUUCAGAACCUAAAGUCAAGUUACUUCCAAAAUCUCCAUGUUAUGUAUCCACAGAAUCAACGGAUGGUUCUCGAGACACGAUUAAUAUAUGUCUUCAGCCUAAAAAGGGGAUUAAACCACAAGAGUCUUUUAACGAAUGGUCAUAUGUUGCUGAUGCAACCUUGAUGAAACCAUGCUCAAUGAAAGAAUCUAUCAGUAGUAUAGGUGAAACAACUAUGUCAUCAAUCUCAAAGUGUUAUGACAAUUCAACCAGUAUACAUAGUACUUUAACCUCGCAAGCGGUUAAUGCUUUACAAAUACUGAAGGAUACGUUUUGUAAUCAAGAAAAUUGUCGCACUCCAUCGUUGCAAACUUUCAAACAAAACUAUCCGUUUAAAGAAGAUGGAAAAGUUUCUAUUAAAUCAGUAUGUACUGUAUGUUCGAGUGGAAAUAAUAUAGAGAAUAAAUUGUCUGAAGAACAAACGUUUUGUAUGCAACAAACGUGUAAAGCUUUAUCAAAAUUGCAUUUACCUAAAAAGAAUACUUAUAACGAAAACACCGUUUCUAACCUUCCUGCAAAAUCGCAUGGUGAUGGUUUUAAAAUUAUUCCCAUAUGUCUUUCUCAACAUUCGAACAGUUAAAAAAGACAUAGGUAAAUGUUUUCUUACAA
Molecule: messenger RNA, 2312 nt
Organism: Osmia lignaria (orchard mason bee)
Lineage: Eukaryota; Metazoa; Arthropoda; Insecta; Hymenoptera; Megachilidae
Source: RefSeq, a predicted model, not a curated record